CCUAAUGACUCUUUAUUCAAAUAAGCAGUGGUGAGUCGGAAUUGAACGGGUCUCCUCUGCUGCGACAGUGACGCAGUCUCGGUGUGAAGCGGGCUGAGGAGGGAGCACGUGGUAAAUCUGAAGGCGGCCACUGCUGUCCACUUGGCACGCGUAAAAGUUCAACCGUUCUCCAACUAGAUGGGGUGAGACAGAAUACGCGUCAAAGCGCUCUGCACUCGCACCAAGCACAAACUCCCAGCUGAGACUUGUUGUUGAUGUUUUUGUUUCUGUGACAGGAAGACUUUUUGUUACUCUGUGUGGAUUUGUGAAAACAUUGCCUCUCUGUUGACCACAGGACAGUUGUUUUUUUUGUUGCUGUUUCCCGAUGAAGCAAUGAAUGUGUGAAUCUGAGCAGAGGAACCUGGGCUGAAGUGCGGUGGAGGUGCGAGAUAACCCUCAGAUGUUUUCAACUCUCCCGUUUUCCUCCACACAUUUAAGACUCGCACGUUCAGCUCGUGAACACCCAGCGGCACCUCAGCCCUGCGUACACCCGCGGUGCGACCACCGUGGCUGGGGAACCUGAUCAUCCGAGUAACGACUCUCUCUCUACCCCACGCCCCCUCUACCCCAUGCCGGUGGAGGCAUUUGAAUGGAUUUUCAUGGAUACUUUAUUGAAACUUGGGAGAUAGAAUCUAACGGUUUUCAAAUACGUGUUCGGGGCCACUUGGCUCGUGUGCGUAAAUGCUCUCCACAUUGAUCUUUACGCAAGAAAUGCGUCUACCUGGCGACAUUUAAAUCAAAUAUUUUCCAGUCUGUUUUUUAUUUUAAUUUUAAUUUAAUUUUUUUUUUUAGAUAUAAAGACAGUGGUGGAGAAGAUGAACCUGUGCGUCGUGAGUCUUCUUCUCACUUUGGAUUUAGCCACGGUGGCGCUCAGUCUGUCCACAUGCAGCACGCUGGACAUGGACCAGUUCAACAAGAAGCGCAUCGAGGCCAUCCGAGGGCUGAUCCUGAGCAAGCUGAAGCUCACCAGCCCGCCGGAGGACUUCCCGGAGCCCGACGAGGUGUCCCGGGACAUUGUCGCCAUUUACAACAGCACCAGGGACCUGCUGCAGGAGAAAGCCAACGAACGUGCGGCGACGUGUGAGCGGCAGCGCAGCGAGGAGGAGUAUUACGCGAAGGAGGUGUACAAAAUCGACAUGCAGCCUUUCUACCCGUCAGAAAACGUCAUCUCUCCUACACACUUCAACCCAUACUUCAGGCGUCUGACAUUUGAUGUCUCCUCCAUGGAGAAGAAUGCGUCAAACCUGGUGAAGGCUGAGCUCAGGAUCUUUCGUCUUCCGAACCAUGCGGCUCGAGUGUCUGAGCAGCGCAUUGAGCUCUACCAGAUAUUAGGACACAAAGAUCUGACAUCCCCAACGCAGCGGUAUAUUGACAGCAAGGUGGUACGAACACAAACAGAGGGAGAGUGGCUGUCGUUUGACGUCACAGAGGCAGUGAGUGAAUGGCUGAACCACAGAGAAAGAAACAGUGGAUUCAAAAUCAGCCUGCACUGUCCCUGCUGCACAUUUGUACCAUUAAAUAACUACAUUAUUCCCAACAAGAGUGAGGAGCUGGAGGCACGCUUUGCAGGUAUUGAUGACAGCUUCAUUCAUAGUGGUGACCUAAAGGGGUUUAGGAGGAGGAGACACAGCGCUCGAGCUCCACACCUGCUCCUCAUGCUUCUGCCGUCGUACAGGCUGGAAUCUCAGUCCCAGCACAAGAACCAUCGAUCCAAGAGAGCUCUGGACGCCGCCUACUGCUCCAAAAAUGUGCAGGACAACUGCUGCUUACGUUCCCUCUUCAUCGACUUUAAAAAGGACCUCGGCUGGAGGUGGAUCCAUGAGCCCAAGGGAUAUGAAGCCAACUUCUGUGCAGGGGCAUGUCCAUAUCUGUGGAGCGCUGACACCCAGCAUUCCAAGGUGUUAGGCCUUUAUAACACCAUUAACCCUGAAGCGUCCGCGUCGCCAUGUUGCGUUUCCCAGGACCUGGAGCCCCUCACCAUCCUCUACUACAUUGGCAAGACCCCCAAAAUAGAGCAGCUCUCCAAUAUGAAGGUCAAGUCCUGCAAGUGCAGCUAGAAGCCCGUACGAGUCCGAGCAAACACACAUCUCUCUGUGCACACACACUCACACACAAACACACAAGCAAACGCGGUCAGACCAGAACUCGCACUUGUUUGUGCACUACAAUACUGGCAGCAGUGUUUUUUCGCACAUACAGUCUCUGGAGAUGUGUGUCAGAGAACAGAAGUACAGAAACACGUCAGCGCUAGUCCAGUGCGAACACAACAUACAGGAGCGGGACUGUCACGAUACCCGGAACUUGACUUUGAUACCACUGCAAAGUGGCAGACGCACAGUAUUGUACUGAACGGUUAGGUUCACAGUGCCUCAUAUUGACAACAGCAGGUUCAGGCUGCUCUAUUCUGGUGUAGAGCCAACACUGGGCAAGUCUCACUGUCUGUGUGGCCAAAACAAUAAGAACUAUGACGAAGAACUAUGUCCACGUAUCACUCCACAAGCUUGUUUCAUAGCAAAGGUUCAGAUGCUCAUUGAUAUAAUCGUUCCAUUUGGAAACGAUUUACAAACCUGAUAAAAAAUGCAUAUCCUACUUAAGGUGCAGUACAUUUAUUGGCCAUUAGAUCUUCUUCUGUUAAAUUUGAUAUUCACAAAUAUAUCAUUAACAGCACAGCUGCCUGUCACAGAAUUGUAAAACAGCAAAAAGGUUAGUAAAAGGUUCACCUCCCUUCCCCCAUUUCACCUCACGAAUGCUUGUAUAAUAACUUUAUUAUUAUUAAUAACUUAUUACAUAGCAGUUUUUACAACAAAUUAAAAAAAACUACAGAAUAAAAACAGAGAAAGACAAAGGUCACACACAUUAAGACAUCAAACUGUGACCCAGUUAAAGCACACUUGGACAAAGAAAAGCACCAGUGGAGCCGUUGUUGCCUCUUUAAAUAACACAUUUUAUUUUAUUUUUUUCUUAUUUUAGAUAUCAUAGAUUCUUUACUUUGAUGACAGUCCUGGUUGUAGUUUGCAUUUCCUGCAUAUUCCAGUGUACUGACAUUCCAUUUCAUCUGGCUUUAGCAGUGGUAUCCAAGGCAUGAACUGCAGGCGACAUGCACACACACACACACACACACACACACACAGACAGACAGUACAGUACAUCCAUAUACACAGUAUAUGUGACGGUGACACAGACAACAGCUUUUGCACAGGUGUGUCUUUUGGUAUUUUGAAGGCCCUGGCAGCAACACGCAACACCUCACUCACUUGUCGCACCACGACACGAGAGUAAGGCAAACACUGGAAGUAUAAGUGAUAAGUGUCUAUAUGUGAAGAAAAGAAAAAAACAACAAAAAAACAUCGCCCCCCCCCUCACCCCAACAUUUAUCCACCAAUCAUCUCCCCCUCCCCCCCUUGACUCACCCGUCUUUACUGUCAAACCACAUCCUCAUUUCUGUGUUUGUUUGUUUUUAUCGCUCCAUUCCACUUAAGAUGUGUCUGUGCUUUUUGGUUUUAAGCCCCCCCCCCCCCCCGUUAAUUUGGAUUUAAGUGACGAGAUGAGAGGAGAGGGAGCAUCAAGUACACACUGAUGACAACGACUUUAUACAUUAUACAGAAGCAGUAUAGUUGCCUCAUCCACCAUAUAAGAAACAAACCAGUCUCUUCAAAGGAUCAUUUUUGGUUUAUUAAAACAAUGGUUUAUGACUCUCACUGUACUUUUAGAAGUAAAACCUGAAUCAGUCGAAGACAUGAAGAAAAACACCUAAUCCUACAGUAUAACGUAGUAGUCAUUUAUUCAUGAUAUGGUAGUUUUAUCCACUGACACAAGACAAAAAAGUCUUGUCAUGUGAAAGAUUAAAUAUAGGUCAGUUGCAGCCGGAUUAGAUUAUUCAUUAAUAUUAAUUAGUUAAUAGUCCACCUAUAGACGUUUAGUAACAUAUCAGUGCAGGUGCAAGUGCACCGUGUACUGGUGAUUGAAACAAUGCCAUGAAAUAAUGAACGAAAAUGAAACUAUAAUAUAAGUUUUAAGUCACAUUGUUAUUGUUUUUGGAUGAAGGUCUUUUUCAAAAUAAGAUAAACAAUAGAUAUACAGUACAGUACCUCAGUCAUGAAUGUUAAUGAUGUUCAAUAAUAGAAAUAUCUGAACACUGAAGGAAAGAGGAGAGAAAACCUCAGGUUUUAGUCCGGGCAAUGUCAGUUUGGAGAUUUGAAGAUUUUAGGAAGGUUGAUUUGUUCAUUUUGAACUGGCAUUCUGAUUGGUUACAUGUUUACCUGUCAGAAAGAAAGCAUUCAUUUGAACUGUCUAGUGUGCGAAGACCUGGUAAAAAAAGGGAACGAUUAAAUAUAACCAACAAUCCUAUGUUCUAAUACACCAGCAGAAUCUAUUUUAUAUGAACACAUAUGGUCUUGAUGUGCAGAGAGACAUCUGUCACGUUUACUGUGCUGUGCUUGGAAGACAAGUGAUUACACGUCAGCUCAGUCCCAUUCAUCGCUUGCCCCUGCCACUUUGCCCUACCCUUCCGUUUAGCACGUUCAUGUGUUCAUGCAUGUCCUGUUUCUUAUUGGGCUAGAGGAGUGUGAAGUGUACAGAGAUCGCUGUCCAGAAUCCCCCCGAUGAACCAAAUCCAAGGAAACUAAUGCUAUGUUAAAGUUAAAGUCUCUUGUACACCAUUUGGACAAGUUCCUAAUCAUUCUUGCAGUCCAUCGUAGCGAUAUAACAGCUUUUCUUCUCUCUUUCUUUAUCCAGCAGGGGUGUCCCAUUCCAUAGGGGUAGAUUUUAACCACUUCCAACAGGCAAGGGGGCAAGGGGCAGGGGUAAAAAUGAGAAAUUGGAUUGGGCCGUAAACAGAUGAGGAAAGGCAGUGAUGUCAUGUCGUGUCAUGCGUGGCCGCAGAGUAAAAGAUGUGGUGUUUUUGUGUAAGUGAUGGCGGAGCUAUAAUGCUCGGAGAAACAGUGAUGAUUUCAAUGAAAGAUGACAGAAGGUUAAGGUGUCAAUGAAGAGGAGACGAUCACGGACAGAUCCCAGCGUGUCCGUCCAUCAGCAGCUGCUUCUGUCGCUCGGUUUAAUCAGUGUCGUCUUGCUGCAAACACAGAACUUUCACUCUAACCACCGACCUGCAACAGUAACAACCUUUUGUUCCUUCAACAACAAAGAAAAGAAAAAAAAUGCACUGAUGCUGUUUUCAUUUUCUAUUUUAAAAUAUCUACGUUUCUUAGUUAGUCUGAAAUGCCCCCCCCCCCACCCCCCAUUUUUUUGUUUUUGUUUUUGUUUUUAAAGUGUUGAUGUAGGCGACCUGCCCCCCGGCCCCCCGGCCCCAGUGGGCGUUUAGUGCCAGUGGACUUUACGAGAGCUGGGCACCAACUCUGUCACGAUAGAGCUGUUAUUUUGUGUAGUUGUUGUUGUUGUUGUUGUUGUUUUGAUUAUGACGAUGUUGUUGUUAUUGUGAUCCACUAUGCUGUAUUGUAACACAGUAUUGUUGUGGUGCUCCAGUGGUAAAUAAAUUAUUUAAGUUUC
Messenger RNA from Solea solea (common sole), 5541 nucleotides. It is a transcript of the gene tgfb2, whose product is annotated as transforming growth factor, beta 2. Gene Ontology annotation, cellular component: extracellular region. The record is from RefSeq and is a predicted model, not a curated record. The transcript is spliced from 7 exons. Lineage: Eukaryota; Metazoa; Chordata; Actinopteri; Pleuronectiformes; Soleidae. Gene Ontology annotation, molecular function: type II transforming growth factor beta receptor binding; growth factor activity; cytokine activity. The coding region runs from base 855 to 2096 and encodes 413 amino acids. Gene Ontology annotation, biological process: SMAD protein signal transduction; transforming growth factor beta receptor signaling pathway; regulation of cell population proliferation.